This is a messenger RNA of Pichia membranifaciens NRRL Y-2026, 2620 nucleotides long. RefSeq lists its product as hypothetical. NCBI's taxonomy places the organism in Eukaryota, Fungi, Ascomycota, Pichiomycetes, Pichiales, Pichiaceae. The transcript has a single exon. Gene Ontology annotation, cellular component: fungal-type vacuole; membrane. The coding region runs from base 491 to 2407 and encodes 638 amino acids. The record is from RefSeq and is a predicted model, not a curated record. Gene Ontology annotation, biological process: xanthine transport; transmembrane transport. Gene Ontology annotation, molecular function: xanthine transmembrane transporter activity.
CACACGCAGCAGGCGCAGCCCGUGCUUAUCAGCACGGGCGGCUCCCAUUCGCCGGCUGGAUGCGGCCCCGCGCAGUGACAGGCCAGCAUGGGGAACGGGGAACGAGGCGAACGGGCAGCAGCAGAGGCAACGGGAAGAAAAAUUUUCAGCGGCCGGCGCAGAUAAGGCACGCCGCGCCGAGCAGAUGUUGGCAGGGAGAGCAGAAGGAGAGGCCCGAGAUGUUGAAGGGCUGCAGCAGCGGGUGGUGCUGCUCUGAUAUGCCAGAUUCGGAUUUCGCCUUUUUCCUUCUCCCAUUCUUCUCUGGAGGGCUGCUGCUGCUGCACAGGAGGAAAAGUCGCCGAAAGAUAACAGCGUCUGCCUCGUAUUUAAAGUUACCCGUGCGCCCCCCCAGCCGCCGUUUUAGCAUCCGUCCCCAGUGCAUUGUGUGUGAUCUGGCCUUAGCUCCUCUACCACACAUCCACAACACCUCCAUCCACACCCAGCAUCAGCCAUGGGGUUCAAGAUACCUAAGCUCUCGCUCCAGAAGGAGAAAACCAGCGACGCCGACGAGUACACGACAGCCAAGGCACCGUCCAACGCCAGCGUCGAGCUCGCAGACAACUCCAGCAACACCAACAUGUCGCUCGACGGCGAAAAGGUGCGUUUCGACGCCAAGGCGUACGCCAAGAAGCUGGUGCGCAAGUGGACGACCAAGGAGGGCCUCUUCGGCGACUACGACUACGCGUACUUGUUCACGCCAACGCUUCCGUUCCUCACAAAGAAGAAGAAGCAGCCGUUCUUCGGCCUCAACGACGACAUCCCCGUCCUGCUCGGCCUCAUCCUCGGCUUGCAGCACGCCCUCUCCAUGUUGGCCGGCCUCUGCACCCCGGCGCUCUUGAUCUCCAGUUACGCCCACUUGGACACCCUCCACACCCAGUACUUGGUCUCCGUCUCCCUCAUGGUGUCCGGCUUCCUCUCCUGCAUCCAGAUCACCCGGUUCAAGAUCCCCUUCACCCCGUACUACAUCGGCACGGGCUUGCUUUCCGUCGUGGGAACCUCCUUCGCCACCAUCACCAUCGUCACCAAGGGCUUCCCGAUGAUGUACAAGACCGGCUUCUGUCCAACCGCCGCCGACGGCUCCGAGCUUGCCUGUCCCGACGGUUACGGUGCCGUGAUCGCCACCUCCUGCGUCUGUGGUCUCUUGGAAAUCGCCCUCUCCUUCAUGCCUGCCAAGAUCUUGCAACGCUUCUUCCCUCCUGUCGUCACCGGCCCCGUCGUCCUCUUGAUCGGAAUCUCCUUGGUUGAGUCUGGUUUCCAGGACUUUGUCGGUGGUUCCGGCUGUAUCGGCUCCUCCUGCGCUAAAGGUUACGCUUGGGGGUCCGCCCAGUUCAUCGGUCUCGGUUUCCUCGUCUACUUCACCAUCAUUGUCUGUGAAAAGUGGGGGUCUCCAAUCAUGAAGUCCUGUGCCGUCAUUGUCGGCUUGUUGGUCGGCUGUAUCGUUGCUGCUGCAUGCGGCUACUUCGACAGAUCCGGUAUCGACCAGGCUCCAGCCGCCACCUUUGUCUGGGUCCACACUUUCAGACUCAAGGUCUACGGCCCAAUGGUGUUGCCCUUCCUCGCGUGUUAUAUCGUCUUGAUGAUGGAGGCCAUUGGUGAUAUCACAGCCACCUCCGACGUGACAAGAUUGGAAAUUGAAGGCCCUCUCUACGACUCCAGAGUCCAGGGUGGUGUCCUCGCCGACGGUCUUAACGGUGUCCUCGCCGGUCUAUGCACCCUCCCACCAAUGUCCACCUUCGCCCAGAACAACGGUGUCAUUGCCAUCACCAAGUGUGGUUCCCGUACUGUCGGCUACUGGUGCUGUUUCUACUUGGUUGUCAUGGGUAUCUUCUCCAAGUUUGCCGCCGCCUUGGUGGCCAUUCCAAGCUCCGUCUUGGGAGGCAUGACCUCUUUCUUGUUCACAUCCGUUGCAGUUUCCGGUUUGAAGAUUAUCUCCACCACCGCCUUCACCCGUCGUGACCGUUUCGUCUUCACAUGCACCCUCCUCUUUGGUCUCGGUGCCACCUUGGUUCCAAACUGGUUUGAGUUCUUCUUCACCUACGCCGGCGACAACAACGCCCUACAGGGAUUCUUAAAUGCCAUCAUCUUGGUUAUGGAGACCGGUUUCGCAGUCACAGGCUUUUUGGGUGUCAUCCUCAACUUGCUUGUUCCCCAAGAGGUUGAUGACGAGGACGACAUCGAGGUUGUUGACGAGGAAAUGCAAGUGUUCCACGAAGAACACCCUCACCCAGUCCUCGAAGCCAUCCACUCUUUGAGUCCUUUUACAUCCAAGCUGUCCAAGGCCGACGGCGUCGACGAGGGUGUCGUCGUCUCUGACGAAAUCGUCAACGAGGGAAGCUCUGCAGAGAAAAAGCCCGAGUACAAAUACUGAUCUAACCUACUUUAGUUUACUCUGGUCUACUGUAGUUUCAUGAUGUUUUUUCGUCUUCUAUUUCUACUACAUUUUGUUUCCGUUUGCUUGCAUUUUUCUUUCUUCCCUUUCUUACAUUCUCUCUCCCCAAUCCUUUCUCUAAUUUACUAUAUAUUCCAAUAUCUAUAUCUAUCUGGUCCGUCAUUAAUUAGUUCAUUACCCGAACUCGAACUC